UUCAGCCUCUGCGGCGGAACAUCCAUCGUCCUCGCGGUGAUGGCGGCUACGCCGAGUUCGCGUUAAGCUCAAGCUUCGGUCAUUUUUUGCGGAACUACACGAUUAAAAUUGACGAACUGCCGAUUCAUAACGUGCUAGAAGCAGAGUGUGUCAUCUUGGUCUAACUAAUUCAGGGCUUAGAUCAAGAUGACUAAUGAAGAACCUCUCCCGAAGAAGGUUCGCCUUAGUGAGUCCGACAUGAAGACCCUGACUAGAGAAGAGCUGUGUGCGAGGUGGAAACAGCAUGAAGCCUACGUCCAGGUGCUGGAAGCAAAAUAUGCUGAUUUAAACUCCAAUGAUGUGACUGGUCUGAAAGAGUCUGAGGAGAAGCUAAAGCAGCAACAGCAAGAGUCGGCGCGCAGGGAGAACAUUCUGGUGAUGAGGCUGGCCACUAAGGAGCAGGAAAUGCAGGAAUGUACUACCCAGAUCCAGUACCUGAAGCAAGUCCAGCAACCCAGUGCAGCUCAGCUGAGAUCCUCCAUGGUGGACCCAGCCAUCAACUUAUUUUUCCUCAAAAUGAAGGCUGAACUGGAACAGACUAAAGACAAACUGGAGCAAGCCCAAAAUGAACUGAGUGCCUGGAAAUUUACACCUGAUAGCCAGACCGGUAAGAAGCUGAUGGCGAAGUGCCGCAUGCUGAUCCAGGAGAACCAGGAGCUGGGCAGGCAGUUGUCCCAGGGCCGCAUCGCCCAGCUAGAGGCUGAACUCGCCCUGCAGAAGAAGUACAGUGAGGAGCUCAAGAGCAGUCAGGAUGAGCUCAAUGACUUUAUCAUUCAGCUGGAUGAGGAGGUAGAGGGCAUGCAAAGCACCAUCCUGGUUCUGCAGCAGCAGCUGAGGGAAACCAGGCAGCAGCUGUCUCAGCAAACCCAGGCCCAGGGCAACUCUAGUGGGGCCGGUCCCAGCAGGACUUCCCCCUCUCCCCCCUCCGCCUCAGAGCCGCCCUCUCAAACUGAAGCAGCGCCCACUGCCAGCUCUGCUGUGGGGAAAGACUGCGGGAGGGUGUCAAACGGACCCUCCAAUGGGAACUCGUCUCAGAGAGGUGCGUCUGGGUCCAGUCUGUACCGCGAAGCAAGCAGUGCAGAUGAGGAUUAUCCACUGUCGCCCUCAGUCUCCAGCCCCACCCAUGGGGGUGUGUCAAAACUCUCCAACCACUCAGAGGAUGCAGCGAGCCAAGGCGGUGGGGAAGGUUAUGUGACUCAGCUCAGUGCAGGUUAUGAGAGCGUGGACUCUCCAACAGGCAGCGAGACAUCAGUGACCCAGCACUCUAACGACACAGACUCCAAUGCUGACUCCCACGAGGCUGCUGCUGUCUCCAAGGGCAACAGGACGACAAGCACGCGCCACAGUGCUCAGAAUGGCCUGGACUCUGCUGCAGCUGCUGCUACGGUUGCCACCAACUCCUCAGUAGCCUCCAAUGCCUCCACAGGGUCGGUUUUGUAAUAUUCUUAACAUGUGUUUUUGUUGUUGUUUUUUUAUACUCAUGACAAAUAAAAGCCACACAUUUAGGGCCAGUUAGGUUUUGCUUAAGACAUUGAAAAUCCAAGAUGCACAUUUUUUUUAAACCUCUUUGUCAUAACUCUUCUUUUGCAACAUUUUUGCAACAUUUCAGAAAUGACGUUGAGCACCAGACAAAUGAAUACAUAGAUUUGAUUGGAUGUUAUUUUUUCCCCCCUUUUUUAAGGUUUUAAAACUUUCUCUCUUUGCAGCCUCAGCCAUGUGAACACCACUGUUUCUGUAAGCUUAAUUUGCUCACUCACUAAAGACAGAAGUCCUUUAUCAACUUUUGUUGUACCAUAAUGCUUGAUUAAGACGUGAAGCUGCAAGUUAUUUCUUCACAUGCCAUGCUGGUUCAGGUUGUCCUUAGUUUCUUGAUGUUAAACUUUUUAAAAAUUCUGUUUUUCUGUUCUUCCCUAUGACAAGAGAAGUUUGUUUAAUUUGUGUGUAGUUUUUUUCUGAGAUGUAUCUUGUCAGAUUCAUAUUCUGAUUUCAAUUCAUUUCAUGUACUGACCAAAUAUCAAUAAAGGCUUUUAAUGACACUA
Colossoma macropomum (tambaqui) is the source of this 2078-nucleotide messenger RNA. It is a transcript of the gene wtap, whose product is annotated as WT1 associated protein. The transcript is spliced from 8 exons. Gene Ontology annotation, cellular component: nucleus. The coding region runs from base 187 to 1479 and encodes 430 amino acids. Gene Ontology annotation, biological process: regulation of alternative mRNA splicing, via spliceosome. Lineage: Eukaryota; Metazoa; Chordata; Actinopteri; Characiformes; Serrasalmidae. The record is from RefSeq and is a predicted model, not a curated record.